Molecule: messenger RNA, 6337 nt
Organism: Megalobrama amblycephala (Wuchang bream)
Lineage: Eukaryota; Metazoa; Chordata; Actinopteri; Cypriniformes; Xenocyprididae
Gene: ncana
Product: neurocan a
Exons: 16
Coding region: 327-3452 (1041 amino acids)
Biological process (GO): cell adhesion
Molecular function (GO): calcium ion binding; hyaluronic acid binding
Source: RefSeq, a predicted model, not a curated record
UUUUGUUUCUGAUCUCUCCUCCAGUAGACGGAGGCGCCGCUGCGGAGAGACCGGCGUCAAUCUGCGCGUGUCUCGUCCGCGGACGUACCCGGUGCUUGUCAUUGCCUUACCAUCGGAAACUGUUCAAGAGCAUUUUGCAGCUUCAUUGGUGGAGUUCAAUUCAUUUCAUGUGACUGAAGUUCCAGCAGACUCGGAUGAGAUAGGCUCUUUCUCCGCCAGAGGCACCGGAGCAUCCGCACUUCGGUUCGGUUCUGCUCAGCUGAUCUUCCUCCAUUCAGCCGGUGAGGACUCGUACUCUGAGCUCUGACAACUUCAACAACUCCAGGAUGUUGCGUGUCAGCGCCGGUGGGCUGCAGGUUCUAGCGGUUCUGCUAGUGUUUUCUGCGGACUGUGGUGUGACUCAAGCCGAGACUCUGGUGACCGUCCGGAGAGUGACCCAUCCUCCCUUACGCCGUCCGUUGGCGGACUCCGCCCUCCUCCCGUGUGAGUUCACGCUGUCGCCUGCCCUCGUCCCGGCCCACGGUCCUUACAUCCACUGGACCCGCGGGUCGGGAGACCAGGAGAGGACGGUGCUGUCAGCACGGGACGGGGUGGUCAGGGUGCAUCAGGCGUACGCGGGUCGGGUCAGUCUGCCCGGUUACUCCGCCAACCAUCUGAACGCGUCAUUGGCUCUCUCUCAGCUCCGCUCCAAUGAUUCCGGGACUUUCCGAUGCCACGUCGCCCUGGGAGACAGUUAUGAGCAGGAUACAGUCAACCUGGAAGUCACAGGUGUGGUGUUUCACUACCGUACUCCUGCGGAUCGGUAUUCCCUCUCCUAUGCGGAGGCCGUUCGAGCGUGUGAGGAGAAUUCGGCUCAGAUCGCCACGGCCGAGCAGCUGUGGGCUGCAUUUCACUCCAGUAUGAACAGCUGUGCGGCCGGCUGGCUCAAAGACCAGAGCGUCAGGUAUCCCGUACAGACACCGGAGCUCGGUUGCUAUGGACACACUGAGUUUUCUCGUGGGGUGAGGAAUUAUGGGAAACGGGACCCUUCAGAACUGUUUGACGUAUAUUGUUUCACCAAUGACAUGCAAGGUGAAGUGCUUCCCGCCUCCGCCCCGGACAGACUGACACACCUGGAAGCCUCGGCUCACUGCGCGUCUGUCGGCGGUCAGCUGGCCACCGUCGGUCAGCUCUACCUGGCCUGGAGGUCCGGACUGGACCACUGCGAGCCGGGCUGGCUGUCCGACGGGAGCGUGAGGUUUUCUGUCAGCGCGCUGCGGUCAGAGUGUGCCGGCGGAGAAGCAGGUGUCCGAACCGUUCCUCCAGCAGAACUGAGCAACGGAACCGCACGCUUUGAUGCUUUCUGCUAUCACGCAAAGAAACCGCAGACGGCUCUGACGGGCAUCAUGAAGUCCUUACUCAGACCGUGGAGGUACAUGACUGGAGACGACAGCUCAGAGGAGACGACAGAAGACGCGUCCCAGUCUCAGUCUUCCACCACCGACGCACAGGCUGCCAGCCAGUCGGACCUUCCUGACCUCCAGCCCUCUAACUGGACCGGACAGGUGGAUUUGGACAAAGAGCCGCACAUGGCCGCCGAAGCCCCCGAGCUCUCAGCCGAAUAUCUGACAGUCCGUCUCCGCGCUGGAGACACGUCUCUGGACUGGAGCGGACAGUUGGACUCGUUCCCAGACAGCGAACAGGUGGUUCCUGCUCCGGGGUCAGAUCUGAGUCCUGGCGGAUCGGCCACAGAGGAAGAGGAUGAGGAUGAAGGUCUGUCCGGACAGUCUGUCAGUCCUACAGCUCCUCAAGGAAAGGGCAAGAGUUCCCUCACCAACAUCGUCAGCUCAUUAUGGAAACCCUGGAGCUACUUGACAGGAAGUGAGGCGGAGGCGACAACCAAGAGUGCGGCUGCUAUGGAGACGACCGUGAUGGACAUGAAAACCACUGCAACUCCUGGAUCAGGGUUGAUGUCAUGGUGGAGUCGCUCAUGGCUGUCUGGUCCUUCAUCCGUCACUGAUAAAUAUAGCACAUCCUUUCCAUCCACAAGUUCAGACGUACCAACAUCAAUCUUGCCAAAAACCACGGGCCGACCAACACAGAGCGGUCCGGUGACUGCAGGAGAUUGGGUCGAGGUCACCGAAACACCUGAGCAGAAAUCCAGAACCUCCGAACCCAGAGUCUCCGUAUCAACUGAGAGCUACUCCGGAGAAAGCAAAGUCCUGGAGACGGAGGGCAGCUCGUGGGGAGACACGUACACGUCGUCCCAGACGCCGCUGACGUCGAGCACCGGUUCCCUCGCCAGCGCCGCACACGGCCAUGAGGCUCGUGGAGAGAUCCAGUACAGACGCAGGAACAAACCCAAGAGACUCAACCCAAGCACCACUGAGAUGACCACAACCAUCGUCCAGAGCACAGCCACACCGUCUGCCGUGUCUUACAGUACUGGAAUCAGUGGAUCGACCAUCUCCACAUCCACAGACGAGUCUCAGACGGCAAGCUCUGGAACGACGGUAACCAGCAGCGCAGAGCCGGAUGUGAGCAGCACUGAGGUCGUCGGGAAGAACCACUCCAUCGGAGAAGAAGAGGACGACAGAUGCAGCUGUCUGCACGGAGGGACAUGUCUUCCUCACGGAGAGGGUUUCCGCUGCUUCUGUCCGCAGGGAUACGCAGGAGAGAGCUGUGAAAUCGAUGUUGACGACUGUCAGUCGAAUCCCUGUGAGAACGGCGGCACCUGUAUCGAUAAAGAGGACUCGUUUGUGUGUCUCUGUUUGCCCAGCUACAGCGGAGACCGAUGUGAGAGAGACACAGAGGGCUGUGAACACGGCUGGAAGAAGUUUCACGGCCACUGCUACCGUCUGUUUCCACACAGACACACCUGGGAGGAGGCAGAGAAGGACUGCAGGGAGCACAGCAGUCACCUGACCAGCAUCACUUCCUCCAUGGAGCAGGACUUCCUUAACGGUCUGGGUCACGAGAACGCUUGGAUCGGUUUGAAUGAUCGUACAGUUGAAGAGGAUUUCCAGUGGACUGAUGGAAUGGACGUUGUGUACGAGAACUGGCGGGAGAAUCAGCCGGAUAAUUUCUUCGCGGGCGGAGAGGAUUGUGUGGUGAUGGUCACUAGAGAGGACGGCAAAUGGAACGAUGUGCCCUGCAACUACAAUCUACCCUACAUCUGCAAGAAGGGAACAGUCAUGUGUGGCACUCCUCCGGCCGUAGACAACGCCUAUCUAGUGGGCCGCAGACGCUCACACUACGACAUCCACGCUGUGGUGCGAUACCAGUGCGCCGACGGCUUCUUUCAGCGCCACAUACCGACCGUCCGCUGCCGACCCAAUGGAGUCUGGGAAAGACCCAAGAUCAUCUGCACUAAAUCACGGCGAUCUCACCGUUAUCGUCGGCAACACCACAGAUCUCGACGUGAGCAUCGAAGACACCGGAGACACGGAUCCGGGCACAGGGGGCGGGAUUAGGCCACGAGGGCGGAGCUAAACAACAGGGGUCGUCACCUCUGACCCCGUGACAUCUGUUCCGGUGUUUCCCUGUCAGAGGAAACGCAACAGACGGAAAGGACAGAAACUAUCACUCCUCCUCUUCUCGUUUACCUUCCUUUUAGUUCAUUUAGGUUUCAUUAACCCGCUGUUCACAUCUUCAACUCGACGUAACGUUAUUUCAUGUGUACCGAAGGUUAUUCGAUGCAGACAGUCGGUCAUGUGGGCAGAACAAACGCCUCUUGAUCUUUUUGGGAUAGUUGUAUUAAUUUGUUUAGGCAGCCGGUGAAGGUUUUAGUAGCUCAUGUUCAUAGAUUUUUUGGAUUUAAUGCUUUAAUGAAAUACUGAACGUCCCCAAAAUGAAAGAAGUUCACCCUUCAUAAAUAAGACGCUUGUAAUCAAUUCCUUCAGUCUAACAUCUUUGUAUCUUUUACUUCGUUUCGAGUGUUUGCUGAUGAUUUGGUUUAUAUUGCAAUCUUUAACUCUUGUGAAAUGUUGGAGUAGAAUCGUAGGUAUGUUCUGUCAUGUUUAAUCUCAUGAAGAAAAGCAACAUCCAAGUCACGUUUCGCCACUAAAUGAAAAGAAAUUCAAUUUUGCAUAAAGAACAUGAAGCCUAUUUUUUAAACUGGUAAGAUUUUUUUGCAUCGUGACAGUUACAGUGCAUUCCCAUUAAAUUAAAAAUCCAAACAUUAAAAAAAUCACAAUUCCAAUUGGUCCUAAAAUAAGCUUUUUUAAUGCAAAUGUAAUUUCUCAUUUCUUCUUUUUGAUGUUGUGGUGAAAUAUGACCAAAAAUCAGUUCACUUAUCUUCUCGCACAGAUUGUGAUGAAGCAUCUGAAAGCUUUGAAACGUUUUUGACAGGUGUCGGUUUACCCAUCUAACUGUCAUCUCUGUGUUCAGAGUGAUUCAAAGUCAGUCAUUUCUGUCUAGAAUUUGAGUGUUUGAAGAGAAACAGACGCAGGCACAUUGAAUCCUCAAGGAGGCGAUAAAGUUUCAUUCAAAUGUCAGUAUCAUUAAACCAGUCGUGUUGUCAUUCAGGUUAUCUCAAAAAGAUCAAUAAAUUGACCUGAAAGAGAAAACUGAGCCUAGAUAGGAAGUUUAUGCAUGAACACAUACUUUAUAAAUUACGUUCAGACACAUUUUGAAAUGCACCAAUGUGAGGAAAUUGGAGUUUGCGUUAGUGUUCACAUCCUUUAUCAGGAUUGUUUCGUGUCUCAUUCACUCUUCACUCCCUUGUACGACAGUUUAUUCUCACCCUGCUGAAGCACGUGUGACUGUGGCGUGUUGGAGGAGUUUCAGACGGACUCAUUUGACAUGCCUGUUGCUUGGUAACAUCGAAAUGUUUCUCUGUGUCCUUCCCGUGUGUGUGUGUGUGUGUGUGUGUGUGUGUGUGUGUGUGUGUGUGUGCAAGAGAGAUUGGAAGUGUGUGUGUGUGUGUUAUUUGAGAUAACAGCAUGUGUUUGUGUGUGUGUUUUUUGUUUGUGUAGUUUUAAAUGUUUUUUACAGUACAGAUGACACUCAUUAAUUAGUUCACAACCAUAAUAAGCAUUUUUGUCUUGUUCCCCUACAAAUAUCUAAACAUUCUUAAAUCAAAACACAUUUAAUUCUUCUUUUUGCCCCCAAAAAAUGAAUGCUUAAAACAAGAAAAAAUAUCAGCAACAAUUUACUUUUCGCCUUUAUGUAUAAUGCAUUAUAAAGGCAUUCAUAAUGUACAUUAUAAUGCAUUAUAUCUUUUCAUAAAUAAUUGUAACCAAAGUUAAAAUGCAUUAUAAUAUUCACCGAUUCCUUGUUCCAUCUAAAAUUGGUUGUUCGUCAUGCUUUAAUGCAUUAUACUUUCUAAAGGUGCAUUAUAACUGAUUAUAAUUAUUCAUGAGAUCAUACUUAAGGCAUAAUUAAUGCAUUUAAAAAUACUUUUAUGUAAAAGCUUUAAGUAAAGUUUUACCGAAAUAUCUGCCAAUGUGGUCAGAAAAAAUAAACUUAUUUUCCCUUUUUAAUUUUAAGCAUAAACUUGCUUAAUUUUGGCAAGUUUUUCAGACAAGACCAUUUUGCAUCUCAAGUAAAUGUGUCUUGAUUUAAGAAAGUUUAGAUAUUUGUGUUGGAAAACAAGACAAAAAUACAAAGUAAGAAAAUAAUUUUUUUGUUCCUAAACCUAGUGAGCUGCCUAACUAGACAACUCCAAAAAAAAGAGUUCAUUGCAACAAGAAAUAUAAUCCGGUAUUUGGGAUGAAGCUCAAUAAAAUAUACUUACAUUUCAUUCAGUGGUGGAAAAUAUUGAUAAAACAUUUAUUCUAAUUAAUGCAUUAUUUUACACAUAUUUGUGUGUCAUUUUUAUUCAAAUACAGUGUUAAUAAAGUGCACUUCGUGUGGGUUUGACACACCAGGUUUUGGAGAAGAUGUGUUUGACACCAAUAACCCAGUGUGAAUCUGGAUUUGUUUUCUUUUCUUUUUGCUCUGUGUGUUUAUUCCUAACAUGUAGCCUAUUCUUUAGUGAACAUGAUGACAAAUAAUCCCUUCAGCUCACUCCUCUGUUUGAUCCGAGCUUAUUCUUCUGUAUAUAAAUUGGAUGGAGUUUGUAUUCUGUUGUUUUCACUCAUUUAUUCCUUAAUGAUGCUCAUGUUUUUUAUUCUAUUGUCUGAUCACAUGUAAUCGCCCUCUUCAGUAGUUUUUGCAGAACUGACAUGGAAACGUGUGUUUCACACAAUAACAACACGAGCGUAUGUUUCAGCAGCUCUUCAUGAAAUUCGGCACAGAUGAAUCUGGUUUCUGAAGUCAAACCUUGGUGUUUUUAUGGCUUCACUUCUCGUUUGUUGAUGUGUUUUGUUCUUUAUUAAACUCGAAACAAACCAACAAUAAAACUGAUUGGAUCAAA